Molecule: messenger RNA, 2661 nt
Organism: Oryzias latipes (Japanese medaka)
Lineage: Eukaryota; Metazoa; Chordata; Actinopteri; Beloniformes; Adrianichthyidae
Gene: fam20ca
Product: FAM20C golgi associated secretory pathway kinase a
Biological process (GO): enamel mineralization; protein phosphorylation
Cellular component (GO): Golgi apparatus
Molecular function (GO): protein serine/threonine kinase activity
Source: RefSeq, a predicted model, not a curated record
GCGCGCAGGGGAUCGCUCAGCCUCGGCCGCUUUUAAAGUCCCACUUCCCCGGAGCUCGCCUUUCAUGUCGCUGGUGCAGACUUCUAUGUUCAGACGCAGCCAAUCUCUUCCUCAUGACGCCACCGAGGCUGGGCUCAGAUGGCUUCGAUCAUAAUAUUUAACAGAGCCACGCCGGAUGAACGUUUGGAAGGAGGACGGAGCACAAAUCACGAGCAGGAGCCAAACACCUGCCAGUCCGAUCGGGGCUCCGCGAGACGCGCAGACAGCAACAGCUUUGUCCUGGAGGAAAGCAUCCAAACAUCUUCCAGAUGACCUGAUGGAUAUAUUUUUUUUAAAUAUGUAAUAAUAAUUGGCAUCUAAGGUGACUUUUCUUUACCAGAAAGACGUCUCACUCCGCGCUGGCAGCAACUCAAGGAAGCACGUUUUCUGCGGACUAUUGAUGCUUUUACCGGGACCUGCGCUCCUCUCUUUUUUACUUCUUUUUUUUUUCUGAGUUUAGAUUAUUCGGAUUAAAAAUGUUAUUAGCAAGUGAAGAAUCCGGACAUUUAUGAAUUUUAGAGACUGUCCAAGAUGAUGGAUCAUUCUGUUAGACAUGCUUUUAGGAAAUAAAGGUUGAAAUAUUGCAGAAAAACACUUGUGCAGCUUCAAAAGAUUGUUACAAAGACGGGAAAUAUUAAAGGCACCAUGAUAUUGUUUCGUAAAUUCCGGGUUUUGUUGCUGAUGGUGUUUUUAAUUGCGUGCACCAUGCACAUCAUGAUAGACUUGCUCCCCAAGCUGGAGAAGCGGGCGGCCGGGGCGGACAGCGCGGGCAGCGGCUGUCAGUGUGCUCACCACCCGGGCAGCGAGGCUCAGGGCUGGGGAAAGCAGCGCGGCAGGGCGGCCGACGCGGGCUGGCCUAACAAGCACACACUGCGGAUUCUGCAGGACUUCAGCAACGAGCCCGGAUCCAACCUCACGUCGCACUCCCUGGAAAAGAGCGCAGCCAACGGCGACAAGGAGUCCGGUAGAGGGAGCAGACCGGCGGCGGGGACGGAGGAGCAGCGGAGGAGGACCCUGAUCGGGGAGGCGAGCGGGGCUCGAACCGUGACUGCUCGCGGCGUCUCUAGACUGUCUGCCUUGUUUGAGCAUCCUCUGUACAAGACUGACCUUCCAGCGCUCACGGACGACGACACUUUGUUUAACGUCAACAGUGACAUCAGGCUUUACCCCAAAACAACCGCCAACCAGGGAUGGCAUAACGAGGACGGUAAUGAGGAUGACUCUUCCCCAAUGACAGAGUCAACACCAGAAUCUUAUCCUAACUGGCUCCGCUUCCACAUCGGGAUCAAUCGUUACGAGCUGUACCCCAGACACGGGCAUGUGUUGGACGCUCUUCUUAAGGACCUGGCCACACAGAGAAUCACCAGCGUUGCCAUGAAAUCGGGAGGCACCCAGCUGAAGCUGAUCAUGACUUUUCAGAAUUAUGGGCAGGCACUGUUCAAGCCGAUGAAGCAGACGCGGGAGCAGGAAACACCUCCAGACUUCUUCUACUUCUCUGACUUUGAAAGACACAAUGCAGAGGUUGCUGCAUUUCACCUGGACAGGAUCCUUGACUUUCGGAGAGUGCCCCCAGUGGCGGGACGACUCGUCAACAUGACAAGAGAGAUCAGGGAUGUGACGCGGGAUAAGAAACUGUGGAGGACCUUCUUCAUCUCACCAGCCAAUAACGUCUGCUUCUACGGUGAAUGCUCCUACUACUGCUCCACUGAGCAUGCUCUGUGCGGUAAACCAGACCAGAUUGAAGGCUCGGUUGCAGCUUUUCUACCAGACCUCAACCUGGCGAAGCGCAAGACCUGGAGAAACCCCUGGAGGCGUUCCUACCACAAGCGCAAGAAAGCAGAAUGGGAGGUGGAUCCAGAUUACUGCGAUGAGGUGAAACAGACUCCUCCAUAUGACCGCGGCUCUCGACUGCUGGACGUCAUGGACAUGACCAUCUUUGACUUCCUAAUGGGUAAUAUGGACCGCCACCAUUAUGAAACAUUUGAGAAGUUCGGAAAUGACACGUUCAUCAUUCACCUGGACAACGGAAGGGGGUUUGGAAAACACUCUCAUGAUGAGCUGUCCAUCCUGGUGCCCCUCAGUCAAUGCUGCAGGGUAAAGAGGUCCACCUACCUGCGUCUUCAGCUGCUAGCCAAGGAGGAAUACCAGCUGAGCUCCAUAAUGGAGGAAUCUCUGCUCCGCGAUCGCCUCUCCCCCCUCCUCAUCCAGCCCCACCUGCAAGCCAUGGACCGUAGACUCCAGCUGGUGCUGCAGGUCCUGGCCGGCUGCAUCAAGAAAGAAGGCUAUGCUAAUGUUGUUGAGGAAGACCUGGCCGGAGACAAAGCCAGCCACAGGAGCACGGGCCACAGGUAGUGAGGAACAAAGAAUCCACCCCCUAACUAAUGGACCACAACUGUGGCUCUUAAACUAAUGGGAUUCAAUCAAAAGUCCCACUUUUAAUAUCAAGCUGAAUUCAGUGAAUUCCAAGACUUGCCAUCAUUGCCUCUAUGGAAACAGCUUUUAGGUGUGUUUAAAUAGAAGAAACUAUCCAAAAAUACCACAAGAGACUUUAAAUUGUCAGGUUGGAGAUAUACUCUUGUUUUUAUUUGUAUGAGAAAUAAAGAACCUCAAGUUGUGUGCUGA